Molecule: messenger RNA, 603 nt
Organism: Aethalodelphis obliquidens (Pacific white-sided dolphin)
Lineage: Eukaryota; Metazoa; Chordata; Mammalia; Artiodactyla; Delphinidae
Source: RefSeq, a predicted model, not a curated record
AUGACCGCAGCAUUGUCAGGCGGGGAACAUGGCCGCGCCCAGGUUGCGCUUCCUCAUGGAGUACGCCAUGUUGGAGGAGUGUCCAUUCGUACAGAGGAUGAGGAAGCCUCUAAACUCACAUUGCUGAGCACUGGCGCUGUCUCACAGAUGGUGGGGAGAGAGGGUGGGGACGUUUCUCUGGGCGGGCAUCCUGGGAUCUGUGUAAUAAUGUUCAGAGAAGCUGAGAGGCCUCUGGAAAGACGCAGAGGUGCCAGUCUGUUAUCUCCUGGCAGAUACCACAGGAUGAGAAGAAGUAGGAGCUUGCGGGCCUCUCCUGGAACAUACCACGAGGGGAGAAAGGGAAGAAAUCAGGGACCUGCAAGUCCUCCUAGGAUAGCCCUGGGGAAAAGGGGGAGGAGUCAGUGUUAGAUUCCUCUGCUGGGCUUGUUGGGGUUGGCUGUGGGGUUUGGAUGCUCCCAUAAUCUACAUUAUCUCCCACUCCAGCUACCCGAGCUAAAGUAGAAGUUCUUACCAAUAAAGGUUUUUGAUUUUUCCCUUAAUCUAAUUCAAUAUGUCAAUAAAAGUAUCUUUAGGAAAAUUUAUUUUUAUUUUCUUAUAAAAUAA